ACUCCCCGCCCCGCUCGCCCCAUGUGCAGAAAUAGCCCCGCCGCGGCCGGUCAGCGGUUUUCCGCGGGGAGCGGGGCGAGCGGGCGGGCGGGCGGCGGAGCAUCCCCGGGCGGAGCGGGGCCCGUCCCGUCCCGUCCCGUCCCGGCGCGCCCCGAGGUGCCGGCGGAUGGCCCCGCGGCGGGAGCAGCGGCCGGGCCCCGCGGCGGGCGGGCGGUGAUCGGUGCCCCGCGGGAGCGCGGCCGCGGAUGCCCCCCCGGGGGCCGGGCGGAGCGGGCAGCGGGGGGCCGCGGUCCGGGGCUCGCCGCGCCCCUCCGGCCCCCCACGCCCCGGCGGCCGGGCGGGAGGCGGCGGUGCGCCCGGACAUGGGUGUUUCUCUCCGGGAAGCGCUGCCCCGUGGCCUGUUGGUACCUGCGGACGGGCGCCCGCUGGAAAGCACCUUUUUCUCAUGAACGGUUCUAGCUCCUCGCCCUGGGCUCUCGCCAUGGACACUAUGAAAACCACCUAUAUCGUGCUGGAACUGAUCAUCGCCGUGCUGUCUAUCGCUGGCAACGUCCUGGUCUGCUGGGCCGUGGCCAUCAACAGUACCUUGAAGAACGCAACCAACUAUUUCCUGGUGUCCCUGGCAGUGGCUGAUAUUGCCGUGGGUUUGUUAGCCAUCCCUUUCGCCAUCACCAUCAGCAUCGGAUUCCAGGUGGAUUUUCACAGCUGCCUCUUCUUCGCCUGCUUCGUGCUGGUGCUGACCCAAAGCUCCAUUUUCAGCUUGCUGGCGGUGGCCAUUGACAGGUACCUGGCUAUUAAGAUCCCACUGAGGUAUAACAGUCUGGUGACUGGCAAGCGGGCAAGAGGACUCAUCGCUGUGCUGUGGCUCCUGUCCUUUGGAAUUGGACUAACUCCGCUUAUGGGCUGGAAUAAAGCCAUGAGCGGUUGUCCCAAUGCCACCAACGAGACCGGGGCUGACACCGGGACAGAGCACCAUGGCUGCUUCAUCUCAUGCCUCUUUGAAAAUGUGGUAACGAUGAGCUACAUGGUGUACUUCAACUUCUUCGGCUGUGUGCUGCUUCCACUCGUUAUCAUGCUGGGAAUCUACAUUAAGAUAUUCAUGGUCGCCUGCAAACAGUUGCAUCAGAUCGAACUGAUGGGCAACUCCAGGACCACACUGCAGAAGGAGGUCCACGCAGCCAAGUCUCUGGCCAUCAUUGUAGGACUUUUUGCCUUCUGUUGGCUGCCCCUGCAUAUCUUGAACUGCAUUACUCUCUUCCAUGAGGAUUUCUCCAAAUCCAAGCCUGAGUGGGUGAUGUAUAUGGCCAUCAUCCUCUCCCAUGCCAACUCUGUCAUCAAUCCCAUCAUCUAUGCCUACAGGAUCAGGGACUUCCGCUACACCUUCCGCAAGAUCAUUUCCAAGAUCCUCUGUAAGACAGAUGACUUCCCCAAGUGCACCACUGACAACAACCAGCACCUGACUGUCACCAACAUUCACACUCCAGUAGCCUCUGUGACCAUAUGACCAUGCACGUCCUGCUCCUGGGAUUUUGCAGUCCCUCCCUGACACUACCCUUCCCUGUGCCUAUGUGAACAGUUACAGCUAACUCCUAGAGGAGUGCUCGGAGAUGACCACUAUGCAGUUAUGCAGCUGUGUUUUAUUUUUUAUUGGUUUUUUGGUAAUUAACAUAGUGCCUCCUAGAGGAAUGACCUGACCAGGGAGAUUGAGUGCAGCUCACCCUCGACUGUAAACCCAGGUUGUGUGAGUGCUGGUGAUCGUAUUGUAUUUCCUUUCCAGGUCAGACACUGACUGUGGAAGACCCACCUGCUGGGGGUGUUUCCCCAAUUGUGCUGCUCAUGUCAAUUAUUUUAAUUAUUAUUAUUAUUUUUUAAUCUUUUGAUUCAUUUAGGAGUAAUAAUUUUGUGUCUGUUUUUGGGUUCUUUAAGUCCAUACUUGACAGCACUUUGGUAAUACCCUAAUUAUUCCAUCAAUUGUUUGAUGCAGCUAGUAUUCUCCGAUGGGAAAAAGUCUUACUUAGCCCAGUUGCUGGUGUGAAACUGAAUCUGCGUUCCAGGCUCCGAGGGAUGUGACCAUGUUGAUGGGAAAACAAGAGCAGAACUGGCCAGCUAUCUUUGGCCCCGGUAUGGAAGCCCUACUUACUGAACGAGAAAAAUUUUAGAAAAGACUUGACUGAAGUUUUAGAACAGCAGUGUUAUUGCCUUUCAGUCACUGUGGUCCACGGGAUUGUGCAGACCAGUGCUUCAGGUUUGAUUUCAAAUCUGUUCCCAGCUAUCAAAAUGCAAAAGGCAGACGUGCCCUAAUGCUCUCAGCUAGUCUGAUCCAGAGCCGCUGAGGUGUGUGCAAACGCUCCCUUGGUGACAUGAUCGCUACAUUUAGAUUUUUUGCUCCCAAGUCAAAACUUGACAGCCUUGCAGUGCUUCCACAAGUGCAGGUUUUGGAUGCUGCAGCUCACCUCAUUCCUAAAACUUGGUCUCGCUGGGGUUCCUCAUAGCCCAGUAACCCCCAGAAGCUGUGAGUGCUUUUUUUUUUUCUAAUAAUGAUUUUUACUUUUUUUAUAUUAUUUAAUCCUGACCUGCAUCAGUAGCAAAAGAGACUGGAAGGGAGCUAAUUUGCUUGGGAAACUAGAAUGCCUUGACUUGCGACCUGAUUUUGGCCAAGCUCUUUGGGGAAGCAGCUCACCCUGCAGAUUGCCCAGCCUGGCCUCUGCAGUUAGCCACGGAGUCCUGGCCCUUUGCAAGGACAAAGCCCACUGAACAGCGGAGCAGUCGCCAUUUGUACUGCAAGGUAAUGACUCUCUGCAACCACAGCUCUGUAAUUACUGCACCUGAUUUAAUACGUAACUGUGAUAUGCAAAACUAGACAAAGGUAGAAAGAACAGUGCAUUAAUUUCUGAAGCACGAGCGCCACUUCUCCAGACCGCGUGAGGGCAUGUGCGCUGCUGUAAAUGAACUGGUGUUUUAUUUUGCAGGGCAGUUUCAUUCCACGGCUGAGAGGAACAGGGAGGAGAGUCAGAAGAACACCAAAGAGCUUCCCUCUGGGCCCAAAAGCUGAUUGUGGUACAAGGACACGGCUGUUCUUGACUAGCUCAGACUUCUUACAAAUGGGAGACUUGCCUGAAGGGCCCUACGUGGUUAAGUGGUACCAUCGUUCUCUGAAGCACUCGGUGCCAGCAGCAGUGUCAUGCAGUCGUCGGUGAGAAGCUGGAGUGCAAGGAUGUGUAUUAAAUACGGUUUUCAGUGGUAACCCACGCAGGGAGGCAGAGAUAGGGAGCAGGCCUUUGAGAGCCAGGUGGCAGGGAAGGAAGUUUAAACACAGCCAGUUCCUGAAGAACAGGUCCAGCGGACGGACUGUGAUGCCUGGAGCAGUUUGUCUCUGAUAAAUUGUACUUGAAUCAUAUAGAAAUCAGCUUUCUAUUUUUUUUAACUGCAUUGCACUAAAAGGGGUGUAAUAUGAGACCCCAAGAGUUUCAUUUCUCUGGCAUACAUAAAGACAAAUACGGUGUAAAAUCAGCUGAAACGCUGAUCUGAAGAAAUCCCGUUCCUGCAGCAUCUGCCGUGCCAGCCGGCGUGUCCUGCAGGCAGCACCUGCGGGUGUGACUUUGGGCCCACCAUGCAGACAGAGGAUGGUUCACAGGAGUGAUGGAUUUCGCUACCAUGUGUGUAGCAGCUCAGCCCUAAGAUCCGGCCCCAAACCUUGGUGAAUGACCAGUGAGCUCUGAAUGGGUUUGUACAUGUUUAUGCAAUGUCCAAAUUUAGUCACAGCUCGGUAUCUCAGAUACUGCCAUUUCCAAGAAAAAAAAUCUGAAUAGUUAAAGUUACUGUCCCACGUGUUUCUCCUUUAACAGCCCCAUUCAGCUUUGCUGCAUCUGCCUUGGUCAUAGUCCAGCUAACACACGUAGCCACCUUCUGCCAUUUGGGCAGGGUUUGACUCUCUCCUCCUUUCAUUCCUUCCCUUCUGUAUUAUCUUUGGCUGUGUUCCUUCUGUUAAUCGUGGCUGGAAACAAGCAGGGUUUCACCUGCAGGUCUGGCAGUGUUGCAAAGUGGUUGCAAGCCACAUUUAUCCUUACAACAAAGAAUGGAAUCUCUCCCCUCCCGCUGGCUGAAAAAUGAACCAAACUCUGGACAGCACGAACAGACUGAAACACGCAGCGCUGUAAAAGAGCGAGCCGGUUCCAGAACACUUGCUCAGAUGUGACAGCUUGCACUGCAGCUCAGCAUCCUCUCCUGCUACCUUUCCUAUGCCUCUUACAAGCCAGAAUUCCUGUAGACAGAUGUGGCGUUCCCUUAGUAUGACUGUGCCAUCGGGUUGUUAGCCAUUAUUAAUGACAGCCUGGGUCACCGUGGUCUUUAGGCACUUUAAGUGCCUUUGUGGAUCUGAGCCAAAGUCAUUUCAAGGCAAAAUAAAAAAUAGGACACCUCCCUUGCCCCCCUCAAAAAAAAAGCUCUGAAGGUUUCUGUAAAAAUGUGAAGUGAAAAUGGCAGAGGAACUUUCUGUAGCGAGUGCAGCUGUUGCUAUUCAGCUAUCACUCAUUACUGCUCUGAUGUACAUAGGAUGGAUGUGUUUUCCUCAUGUUGUUCAGAUUCUGUAUUUGCAGUAACUGUUAUUUACAUACAAAAUGCUUAAUUUACCACCUACACAA
Molecule: messenger RNA, 4640 nt
Organism: Grus americana (Whooping crane)
Lineage: Eukaryota; Metazoa; Chordata; Aves; Gruiformes; Gruidae
Gene: ADORA2B
Product: adenosine A2b receptor
Exons: 2
Coding region: 446-1504 (352 amino acids)
Biological process (GO): adenylate cyclase-activating G protein-coupled receptor signaling pathway; G protein-coupled adenosine receptor signaling pathway; vasodilation
Cellular component (GO): membrane
Molecular function (GO): G protein-coupled adenosine receptor activity
Source: RefSeq, a predicted model, not a curated record